CUUAAGGGGCGGUAGAUGGCUUGAAAGGAGCCAGGGACUGGGUCCCGCAACCUUUUAUCCUCUGGAAAUGAAAGAUGGCAAUUAGAGGCCCUGCGUUGAGGCUCCUGUUGCCGGGCAACCUGCAGACGCGGGCCUGAACUAUCCAUAGCCCUCUCGGGGAACUGCUCCUUCCAGUCUGUCCUGUCUGAAGUUUUCUAAAGACGGUUCUGGGUGGAAGCACCCUAGUUUAUACUUUCUGCAGCCCUCCUACUCGGGACGUGUUCAUUGCAGAGCUUGUUAAGUCAAGCCUGUUCCGCUGUCCAUUGUGUCCUUUGCCUGUCCAGAAAUCCCAGACAGGAGGGAGUGGGGAAUUCCUUUGGGUACCCUGCAGUGAGGGUGUAGUGUACUGGAAAGAAGUAUGAAAACUGUGUAUGAAUUCAGGCUCUGCAAUAACUGUAUACUGCAUGAUAACUACACGAAUGUGAAUGGAUUUAGAGGUUAAAGGAGUUGCUGCUUCUUCUAGGAGCCAAAUUCAGCCAUUCUCUGGAAGAAAGAAAUCAUCACAAGAUAUUAUGAAGCAAGAAUGGACUUCUGAAUCAUGGGCAAUUCGGAAUUCCUGUCCACCAGUGGUUCCACGACUUGAUUUGAGAAGCCUUAUUGACUCUGAUGAUGAGGAUGAUUUUUCAUAUAUUCCACUUAGUACAGCGCAGGUUUAUUUUAACCCACCAAAUUCAUCUUCUACUCUUGGCUGGGUCACACCAGGUCAAAUACCAUAUACUCAGCAUCAUCUAAAUGAACUGGAGGAGGAUGUGAUACCUGAAAAUUUACCAGCACCAACAGAAAAAUAUAAACUAAAAUAUCAGCAAUAUGAAACUGAAAUGAGAGAUGGAUAUAAGCAGUUUAGUCAAAGAAAUGCAGAAAAGACAAAAUCAAAUAUCACUCAUCAACAAUCUCCAAGAAAUAAGAUAGAUGAAAAGUGUGUACAAGGUGACGAAGCCAGCACAGAUGACCUUACAACUCUGGAUAGGAAAGCCCUCUUACAGCAAGGUUAUGCUGACAACCCUUACAGUACAGCACAGAGUGCAAGAAAAUUGGAUGCAGAAAUUGCAGCUGCAGAGAAGAAAAAGCAGAUGGUUGCAGAGCAAGUGAUGAUAGACCACUUAUCCAGGGCUGUCAUCAGUGACCCAGAACAAAAUUUAACCAUUGAAAAAAGAGAAAGUGCUCGUAUCCUUCCAGAUUCAAAGACAGCCCCUGUUCGACUUAGAAAAAGAACACUGCAUGAAACAAAGAUAAGAACCCAUUCUACAUUAACUGAAAAUGUGCUUUCUCAUAAAGUACAAUUUGAUGGUAGGAUCAUAUCAAGAAACGGACGUGAUGCUUGUAGAGAGCUGAUCGGGUUCUUUUUCACUCAUGAUCAAUCCCUUACAGUUUAUGAAUAUCGACAAUUUGGGAAAAAUAGAACAAGUGUGCUCCCUUUUAUUCACAAAAACAUUUAUCAUCAUCAGUGUGGACGAAGAAAAGGAAAACAGUACCAACUUGGUGAUUUUUAUGUUGGUGCAACCUUGACAUUUUUGAAUUCUGAUCAUCCCCGCCUUCCAGAAAGCAUAAAAGAAAAUACAUUACUUAUACUCCGAAUCACAAAUAUUGAUCAAAUAGCUUUGGAUUCUCUCAAAACUGCUUCUGUAGAACAUGAAGAUGAUAUAAUCACUCAAGAAGCCAAUGACAGGCUGGUCAUCAGGGCCAUUCAAGAUGUGCUAAAAGAAAAACUACAUAAAAGAAGUGUUCGUAUUUUGACUGGAUUGGGAAGAUAUUUUCAACAAUUGGACAAGGAAGGAAAUGGACUUUUAGAUAAGGCAGAUUUUAAGCAAGCUCUAAAAGUAUUUCAGUUACAAGUGUCUGAAAAGGAUUUUGAGUCUUUAUGGCUAAUUCUGAAUGCCAAUGGUAAUGGCAAUGGCAAAGUUGAUUACAGAGAAUUCAAACGUGCCAUUUUUGGUGAAAUGAAUGAAUAUAGGAAAUCAUUUGUUCGAAAGGCCUUUAUGAAACUAGAUUGCAACAGAACUGGACGUGUGCCUAUUAUAGACAUAAGAAAAUGUUAUUGUGCAAAGAAGCAUUCUCAAGUAAUUUCAGGCCAUUCCACAGAGGAAGAAAUCAAAUCAUCAUUUCUAGAAACAUUAAAAGAUACCUGCAGCAAGUCUGAUGAAGUGUCAUAUGGCGAAUUUGAAGAUUACUAUGAAGGUUUAAGUAUUGGGAUAGCAGAUGAUGAAGAUUUUGUUAACAUCUUACGUACUCCGUGGGGAAUUUAGUUUUAAAUGAUGAAUAUGUUAUCAGCACUAAGCAUUUUACUGGAGAAAUGAAUUGAAUGUAAAGUAUGAUAAAACACUGGAGAAUAUAGUUUUCUAGUACUCCCUUUAUUCUGUUUUUUUCUCAAAAAAUUUGAGUCCAGAAUGAGAAAUAUUCAGAAAGAUAGAUAUAGGAGUAUGUGUGUAUGUGCGUGUGUGUUUGUGCAUGUGUAUGCAUGCUCACAUGUCUAUAAAUUUAUAAAGUUAUGUCUCCUUUGUUUAUUACUUAUCGUGAAUAUAUUUUAGAGGGUUUUUUUUUAUUAGCCUCAAUAGAAAAGUUACAUCUGCAUCAAACCAUACGAGAACAUCUACAGAGUAAUCAAGUUUCUUGUCCUUUUACUUUUUUUUUUUUUUUUUUUUGCUACCUCUUCCUCAGAAUAUUUGUCACCAUUCUUAAUGUCAUGAGCUGGAACUGGCCCAAAGCCAAUGAGACUGAAAUAGGUCAACAUGUUUUAAACAUAUGAAAAUGUUAAAGGAAUUAAAGGAUAUGCAAAAGAUAUUUUUCAAGCAAUGCAAUCAUAGAUGUUUUUUGUAUUCCAAAUAUUUAGAAUGAUGAGGAUAAACCAUGUAAUGCCCAUUUAAACACUGGCUUGUCUUAUAAAUUUUUGUCUUCUAAAUUAUAUACUAUUGUUUGUUCAACAGAGCACAAUGUAGUUAUUCUAGUAACUAGUUAUGGUCUUUCUUUUAUAUUUUGGUCUUUCUUUAUAUAUGGUCUUUCUUUAUAUUUAAUUUAACUUUUAUUGUAUAUUUAGAUCUAAGGGAUAAUUUAGCAAUUCUUACCCUAAAUGGAAAAGCAUAUUUUGUGUCCAAAAAUGAACGUAUGAUAUUCUAACCAUCUCUUUUUGGAAUAGCAAACAACUAAAUUAUAUCUUUCUAAAUAUAUAUUAUUUAAUGUUUAGAUGCAUUGUAUUAUAAUCAUUCUUUCUAAAUUCUCUAUUCCUUACUUCUCCCUGGGAAUAUAGAGAGAAGAGAUAACUUUAUGAGUCGUUUACAAACUCAUACUUUUAAUUUUUAUAUCUUAAUAUAACAUAAAUUAGAAAAAAAUAAGUGGUUCAAAACUGAAAAUACAUACUUUGUAGAAUAUCACUUUAUCCAUUUAUACUUGGCAAUGCUAUCAAAGGUGUGAUAUAUAUGAACUCAAUAAAUUCGAAGUCAUAAUUUUCAAGAUUUGAGGAGGUACUAAAACUUACUACUAAAAUAUCAGAAAGAAAAUAUGUACAAACCUCUUAGUGCUAUUUUCACUAAAUUUUUUAUUUCUUGGCAUUUUUAUUUCAGUUAGAUUAUUGAAAUUAAACAAUAUGCUAGAAGAAGUUUUGGCAGAAAUUAGUCUAUAACUAUUUCUAAGUCAUAUUUUUUUCUUGGAAAAAUUCAUCCAACCCUCUUAAAUCCUACAAAUUGUUCUUGUGUUAAAAUGACUAAUACUAUGGGUGCUCAAUAUGCAUAUAGUAUUUUUAGCUGAUAAAUUUUUAUGUAGCUCUCCUUAACAAAAACCUAUUCUUAAAGUGGAUACACCAUAUUUUCUUGUGAAUAUAACCAGAAAAUGUAUAAGCUGUCAUAUUGUAAAAAAAAAAGAGAGAGAGAAGGUACUUCUGGAAUUUAAUAUCUUAGUAUGACAACAUACUCAUUAUUAACCUUUAUCUUCUUGAUAUAAAUAUUCACAUGUAGUUAUUUGUAGGAAACACCUCUACUUCUGAGAUAUAAGUUUUUAUAAUUAAUUCAUUAUUUUAUAUCAUUGUUUCCAUGUAGAGUUAGAAAAUACAUAAUCAAUAUAUGUUUUUGUUAGA
Messenger RNA from Microcebus murinus (gray mouse lemur), 4102 nucleotides. The record is from RefSeq and is a predicted model, not a curated record. NCBI's taxonomy places the organism in Eukaryota, Metazoa, Chordata, Mammalia, Primates, Cheirogaleidae.